Messenger RNA from Hemibagrus wyckioides, 5227 nucleotides. Its product is annotated as protocadherin beta-16-like. Gene Ontology annotation, biological process: homophilic cell-cell adhesion. The record is from RefSeq and is a predicted model, not a curated record. The transcript has a single exon. Gene Ontology annotation, cellular component: plasma membrane. Bases 405 to 2843 code for a protein of 812 amino acids. Gene Ontology annotation, molecular function: calcium ion binding. NCBI's taxonomy places the organism in Eukaryota, Metazoa, Chordata, Actinopteri, Siluriformes, Bagridae.
AUUGUCAUUUGUUCAGUGUUAUUUGUCGAUAUUUUCUCUUUAUUAUCCAUGAAAAGGUCUAUUGCUUUGGUCAAUAGAAGAAAAAAAACGUUGUUGUUACAGUCGUAACUUACAGUCGUAAGCUUACAUUGCAAAAUAUUCGGAUAAUGUGUACUUGUAGUAGAACACAGUAUGCUCAGAGCGUCGCUGUUCACCAUCACAUCCUCGUACUGUGGACCAUUUCUUCCAAUCUCUGAAAUAUUCAUCUGCAGAUAUUAGUGAAUGCUAGAGCAAGCCACACAGACAACAUGGAGUAACCUCAGUCGUUCUCUUCCGGGAGAGAUUUUAGACACUUUUUGCAGACAACAUUAAUAAAACCGCGUAAGGUUGAAUUUUUCGGGUGUGAGGAUUUGAAUUCUGAAAAUAUGGGAUGCACGGAGCUUUCAGUUCUGUAUUCUAUUCUCUUCAUCGCGCUACCUUUCUUUAUUUUCCCCUCCGCCAGUGGAGAUCUGAGUUAUUCUGUUCCAGAGGAAACUAGGCGUCAGUUUGUGGUCGGAAAUAUUGCAAAAGAUGUCGGAGUCGGAGCUCAAAGUUUAUCAGCACGUAAGGCGCGAUUAAACAGUGAAGACGGCGGAAAACGGUACAUUGACAUAAAUCUGAAUUCAGGAGAUUUGAUCGUAGUUGAGAGAAUCGACAGAGAGAUGCUAUGUGGUUCAAGGAUUAAUUGCAUCUUAAAUUAUGAGCUUGUUUUAGCCAAUCCGCUUGAGGUGCAUCGCAUAUUUCUGAAUAUUGAGGAUGUUAAUGACAAUGCACCCAAAUUUGCUAACGAGCGCAUUUCUUUUGAAAUCGGCGAAUCCGCUAUAAAAGGGCAGCGAUUCCAUCUGGAUGAAGCUCAUGAUUUUGAUAUCGGACAAAACGGAGUUCAUGGAUAUUCGCUCCAGAAAAACAACCAUUUUGUUUUGUCUGUCAAAGGAAACACCGAGAGGGGUAAAUACGCAGAGCUUGUGUUGGAGAAAGAGCUGGAUCGCGAACAACAAAAGGACAUUGACUUGAUUCUUACCGCAGUGGAUGGCGGGAUUCCUCAGAGAUCAGGGACUGCUGUUAUACACAUCACAGUACUAGAUGCUAAUGAUAAUGUUCCGGUGUUCAGUCAGCCUGUAUAUAAAGUUGUUUUAGUUGAAAACGCACCAAUAGGAACAGAAAUCGUUGCUGUGAGCGCAGAAGAUGCAGAUGAAGGAGCGAACGGUGCAGUCACAUAUGAAUUCAGUCGGAUUGCUCGUAACGAAGCAGAAAUAUUUACGAUUGAUAAACGCACUGGAAAAAUUACGGUAAGCGGAGUUAUUGAUUACGAGGAGGACACACAUUAUGAAAUUAGAGUUCAAGCCAAAGAUGGAUCUGGCUUAGCAUCGACUGCAAGUGUUAUUAUAGAAAUUACUGACGAAAACGACAACGCUCCAAAGAUUAUUCUUACCUCUGUUAACAAUCCGAUACUCGAGAACACUAUUGUAGGCACUGAAGUAGCGAUUAUUAAUGUUCAGGAUAAAGAUUCAGGGGAUAACAGACAGAUUCAUUGUUCAAUCCAGGGUAAUGUCCCUUUUAAAUUAAAUCCAUCUAUUAAGAACUAUUUUUCUUUAAUUAACACAAAUCCCCUUGAUAGAGAAACUGAGGCAGAAUACAACAUAACAAUUACUGCUACUGAUGGAGGAUCUCCACCUUUAUCAACAUCAAUGACCAUUCAUUUAACCGUAUCAGAUGUGAAUGACAAUCCUCCUGUAUUUGAUCAGCAAUCCUACACUGCAUAUGUAAUGGAAAAUAACAAACCAGGAACCUCUAUUAGUUCUGUUACUGCAAGAGACCCAGACUGGAGGCAGAAUGGUACAGUAUUGUAUUCUUUGUUACCCAGUGAGAUAAACGGUCUUCCAGUGUCCUCAUUUUUAUCUGUUAACUCAGACACAGGAGUGAUCCAGGCUGUGAGGUCAUUUGACUAUGAAAAGUUCAGAAAUUUUAAAGUCCAGGUUAUAGCCAGAGACAACGGUUCUCCUCCACUCAGCAGCAAUGUGACUGUGAGUGUGUUCAUAUCAGAUGAGAAUGAUAACUCUCCACAGAUAUUAUACCCUGCUCCAGAGGGAAAGUCUUUAAUGACUGAGAUGGUCCCUAAAGCUGCUCUCUCUGGCUCUCUUGUCUCCAAAGUCAUUGCUGUGGAUGCUGACUCUGGACAGAACGCAUGGCUGUCGUAUCAGAUUGUCAAAUCUACUGAUCCGGGACUUUUCACUAUCAGUCGCCAUAGUGGAGAGAUCAGGACUCAGAGGGACAUUACUGAAUCUGACAACAUGAAACAGAACCUUGUUAUCUCAGUGAAAGAUAAUGGACAGCCGCCUCUCUCUGCUACCUGUUCUGUAUAUUUACUUAUUUCUGAUAAUCUUGCUGAAGUUCCAGAGCUUAAAGACAUGACUUAUGAGGAGAGCAAUUCCAAACUGACUUUUUAUCUGAUCAUUGCGCUAGUUUCCAUUUCCACUUUAUUUCUGACUUUCAUUAUUCUGAUCCUGGCUGUAAGGUUUUGCCACAGGAGAAAACCCAGACUGUUGUUUGAUGGAGCAGUGGCCAUUCCCAGUGCGUAUCUCCCUCCCAACUAUGCAGAGGUUGAGGGAGCUGGAACUCUCAGUUCUUACAAUUAUGACACAUAUCUAACAACAGGAUCAUGUACCAGUGACUUCAAGUUCAUCACGUCUUACAAUGACAGCACGCUUACUGCUGGUGGAACUCUGAAAAUGCCCCAAAAUGAGACUUUAGCUGCAAACCUGAUUACACUUAAUAAUUCAGGAGAGGGAGAUGAGGUAAGAAACUGUACUUGUCCCUAUAUCUAGUUUGUGAUGCUGGUAUUAAUGUGAUUUCUAUAUGCUCUUUCUAUUUGUUUUUCAUUUCAUUUCAUUUCUUCUUUAAAGCUAUGAUUAGUCAGGGAGGAUAUAUUGCUUGUUUUGCUUAAUGAUCCUUUGGUUUUGGACUGGCUGAUCACUUUAAUACCUACAACAUGCUGUACUACACUAACGGUUGUACACCAUUCAGUAGUCUGUUGCUUAAGAGCAAAAUGUCACAUUGGACUUGAGAUAGGACAUGAUCGGUACUGCUUUGUUUCCAUCAUGUUGUACAGUUGAAUUAUUUUGCCCCACAAUGAUCAGUGACAUGUUUUGGUGAUAGUUUAUGCUGGACUGGGCCAAUAGACACCUCUCUUGCCUCAUUUUGUUUUUUCCCUUGGCUGCUCCAAUCAAUAGAUUCCAGUGUUGGUGGACCUCACUGGUGUGAACUCUGACUCAGGUGGUACAAUCUUGUCUGACAAACUACAUUGAGCUUGUAUGGCUGCUUUCCUAUUUCCAGUACCGCUCCUCUUUUGCAUUUAACCAGUGCUUAAAGUACAUUUACAUUUAAGGGGUUAAAAAUAGUUAAACAAAAAUAAAUAUGUUGAUGAACAUAAAAUGCAAGUCACACAUACAUUUUCAUCACUUGUUCUGUCUCACUGAUUUAAAGUGGCACCUUUUUAAAGUGUUUUAAAGUUUUAAAGUGUUUUAAAGCAUACAAAGUGUCCUGAGGUUCACUGUCAAUGCAGAAAUAAAAUAAAUUAAAAUUAAAUAAAAAAAUUUGUCAGCUCUUUUAAUUAUGCACUAGUAACAUGACUAUAUUUUCAGUAUAUCAAGAACAUCUCAAGUUCUUUCAUUUUACUAGAAUUUAUAGCUAUCUUGCACCGUUUUUAUUCUUAACCAGGGGCGUUGCCCCAAUUCUUGGGCCCUAUGCAAAGACAGUGUAUGAGCGGCCCCUCUCCCAUCAUAUCAUGAUUCAUGCUAUUUAUCAAUUUUUUUUAAAAUAAUAAUAUAAAAGUGUACACACUUCACUCACUGGUAAAGUACUUGUUGUCAAAUCAGUGAUGUAAAAUUGAAAAGAACAUUAUUAAAAAUACAAAUACCAUGUAUAGUAUAAAAAAAUAUUUACAUUGCAUGCAUGUUAAUGCAGCACAGAAAUAUUUUUUGUGUAUAAAUUGUACUAUACUGAGAUAGGUAAUGUCAGUCCUGGAGGGCCGCUGUCCUGCAGAAUCUAGCUCCAACCUUAAUCAAGCACACCUGAACAAGCUAAUUAAGGUCUUCACGAAUACUAAGACUAUAGACAGGUAUGUAUGUUUUGUUUUUUCUUCUUCUCAGUGUUGAAGCUAAAUUCUGCAGGACAGCAGCUCUCCAGAAUUGACGUUGCCUACCCCUGUGACUUUAUACUAUAAACAAAGCACCUCAGGUAUCCCCUUAUAGAUAAACAUAACAACUUAAUGAUUUUUUUUAUUUGAAUUGUGUUUUGUUAAGAGACAACAAGAGUCCAGAAUAUUAUUAUUCUUUCAAUCAGGAAUAUAAAUAAAUAAACACAAUAUAACUCAAAUCACGACUUUGCCUUCUUUCAAAACAUGUCUAGCUAGUUCAAAAUAAAUAAAAUAAUCAAAUAAUCAAAAGUGAAAAAGGCUGAAAAACUUUAACAGGUGAGAAUUUCAGGAUCAAUUUUUAUCUUGCAAUGAUGUAUGAUACAUACACUAUAUUGCCAAAAGUAUUCGCUCACCCAUCCAAAUAAUCAGAAUCAGGUGUUCCAAUCACUUCCAUGGCCACAGGUGUAUAAAAUCAAGCACCUAGGCAUGCAGACUGUUUUUACAAACAUUUGUGAAAGAAUGGGUCGCUCUCAGGAGCUCAGUGAAUUCCAGCGUGGAACUGUGAUAGGAUGCCACCUGUGCAACAAAUCCAGUCGUGAAAUUUCCUCGCUCCUAAAUAUUCCACAGUCAACUGUCAGCUGUAUUAUAAGAACGUGGAACAACAGCAACUCAGGCACGAAGUGGUAGGCCACGUAAACUGACGGAGCGGGGUCAGCGGAUGCUGAGGCGCAUAGUGUGAAGAGGUCACCAACUUUCUGCAGAGUCAAUCGCUACAGACCUCCAAACUUCAUGUGGCCUUCAGAUUAGCUCAAGAACAGUGCGCAGAGAGCUUCAUGGAAUGGGUUUCCAUGGCCGAGCAGCUGCAUCCAAGCCAUACAUCACCAAGUGCAAUGCACAGCGUCGGAUGCAGUGGUGUAAAACACGCCGCCACUGGACUCUAGAGCAGUGGAGACGCGUUCUCUGGAGUGACGAAUCACGCUUCUCCAUCUGGCAAUCUGAUGGACGAGUCUGGGUUUGGCGGUUGCCAGGAGAACGGUACUUGUCUGACUGCAUUGUGCCAAGUGUAAAGUUUGG